AUGAGGGAGGCAGCCAACCACCAGCAAUACAAGCAAUUUAUGAGCUUCAAACCAAGGGACUUUAAGCGAAGUACUGAUCCAAUGGUGGCUGUGGAGUGGAUACAGUCAAUAAAGACGAUUUUCGAGUUCAUGCAAUGCAACAACUCGGAUAGACUAAGGUGCGCAACUUUCAUGUUCAAGGACGAUGCUAGAAUCUGGUGGCAAGGGGCCAAGUCCACCCUUGAUCUUAAUGCAGCAACCUGGGCAGAAUUCAAGGCUGUAUUUUAUGGCAAAUACUUCACAUUAAACACCAGGAAUAAGUUGGCAAGGGAGUUUCUGGAAAUCCGCCAGGGUGAUUCAAGUGUUGCUGACUAUGUUAAAAAUUUUGAGCGGGGUAAGUAUUUUACACCCAUGAUAACGGGAAACAAUGACAUAGAGCUGAACCAUUUUCUAGAAGGUCUCAAUGCAACCAUCCUCCGAGAUGUGAGGCUGAGCAAUACUGCAACCAUGGGGGAAACAAUUGAUAGGGCACUGAUGGCAGAAAAAGACAGCCAAGACAUAGUUAGAGAGGCUCAGACCAAGCGAUCUAGCUAUCAAGGGAGGGAUUCACUAGGCCGUCAAGGAACAUCUGGCGCCCUCAACAAUAGCAACAGUAGCAGCAAAGAAGGACACCAUAUACUAGACCAGCAAACCAGGCUAACCUGCCAGCUUCCCCUUGUAAUCUUUGUGGGAUCAUACAUACGGGUCGUGUCUGCAGAGUUCCGACAUACUAGAGUAACAAAUUCUUUUAUUUCUGCAUUCUUUGUGCAACAAGCUGUCUUGAAACCAGUUGAGUCCUUGGUUGUUUAUAAAAUAUCUCUACCAGCUGGACCAGAUCUUAAAACUAAUAGAUUUAUUAUAGCUUGUGAAACCCAACUCCAAAAUCACAAGAUGUUUGUAGAUCUUGAGGUGGUAAAGAUGUCUGGAUUUGAUGUUAUUUUAGGAAUGGACUGGCUACUCCGUCAUGAGGCUCAAAUCAACUGUAAAGAUAAGUCUGUGGCACUAAUUGAUCAUGAUCAGAAGGCCUUUCUGUUCCAAGCUCAAUAG
This is a messenger RNA of Impatiens glandulifera, 1065 nucleotides long. RefSeq lists its product as uncharacterized. The transcript is spliced from 3 exons. The record is from RefSeq and is a predicted model, not a curated record. Lineage: Eukaryota; Viridiplantae; Streptophyta; Magnoliopsida; Ericales; Balsaminaceae. The coding region runs from base 1 to 1065 and encodes 354 amino acids.